AUGAAGGCAGUCAGAGUCUCAAUGCGCGGAACACAGCACUCAAUGGGUGGGCACAGCAUUGCCGCGGAUGGAUUUGUGCUGGACAUGAAGAAAAUGUCGAAGAUGAGCUUUGACCACCAAACGGGCUUGGUGACGUGCGGUCCUGGCUGUACCUGGUCCGAUUUAAUUCGCUAUCUCAACAACUUCGGAAUGUCACCCCACACAAUGCAGAGCUAUUCCUCCUUCUCCGUAGGCGGAACGAUAGCCGUGAAUGGGCAUGGCAUCACAACCGACGAGUGUCUUGUUGAGAGUGUCAGAGCUCUCCGGCUUGUCAAAUGGGAUGGAACUGUCCUGGUAUGCAGCCGCGAGGCCACUGGAGAAGGUCGCGAGCUGUUCGGCCUCGCAAUUGGAGGCUAUGGUCUCUUUGGCGUCAUCACGGAAGUGACCAUGGUGGUGAGCCGCAACUGCCACCUCACGAUGGAAAGAGUGAGGCUAAACAUCGAGGAGUUCGCGGCGUGCUACGCUCACGUACAGUCUGCCAAGGUGGGCCUAAAGCUGGCCCGCCUCAACAUUCUAGAGCCUGAUAACAUUGAGCUUUUCGUCUUUCGCAAAGCCCACUCGAGUGAUGUAGGGACCAUUUCUGUGCUGGGGCGACAGCCAAAAGGCUUGAGCUGGCAAAAGCAGCUGAUGUACAAAUGGGUCAUGCCGAACGCGCAGGAGCUGCGAUACAAGUUUGAGCAGUGGACUGGCACACGCGUGGACUGGAGCGGCGCGCUGGAGCGGAAUACGAUGAUGUACAUUAGCGCUGAGCCUGUGGCCAAGUUGUAUGAGCCUCUGGUACGCCUGGAUGACACCUUUGUUCUGCAGGAAUUCUUCGUGCCACGUGAAAAGAUCCAAGCAUGGAUCGAGGAUGCAAAGCCCAUCUACAAGGAGCUUGCAGUGCAUAGGCAGCUGCAGCUGCUCAACACCACGAUCCGGUUUGUGAGGCAGGACCUGGAGACUGUCCUCAACUACGCAGCAUCACCCGAGGGCAUGUUUGCCUUCGUCCUCUACUACCGGAUGCCCCGGACGCAAUCGGCUGAUCUUGAGCUGCAGCGCUUCCACACCUGGUUUGUGCAGGUUAGCUUGAAGCAUGGCGGGACGUUCUACUUGCCUUAUCGGCAUCACUACACCGCGGAGGAGCUAACCCGAGCAUACCCUCGCAUCGGUGAGUUUUUCAAGAGCAAGGAGAAGCAUGAUCCGUAA
Molecule: messenger RNA, 1224 nt
Organism: Symbiodinium natans
Lineage: Eukaryota; Dinophyceae; Suessiales; Symbiodiniaceae
Source: the annotation of a GenBank genome assembly